AUGACGACGACGACGACAUUAUCAACAACAACCACCUUUCCUUCUAUUCAAAACACAACAACCCCAGCAGCCAACAUAGAAGAACAUUUCUGCUUACAAAUCUUGUACAAAGAUAUCAGGGAUAGAGUUAGAAUCUGGGAUGUGAGCAUUCUGAUUCCAAAUGUUCUAUUUAUGCUCUUUCUUCUAUGGCGGUUUAAAACAGCCAUUGUUAAAUUGCGGAAUAGUAACAGUCCCAUUUACUUGGUGUUUUAUGCUUUGGUGGUGGUUGUUGUGUGCAUUAGUAUUCUUCGGUGUAUUGUUGCUAUGACAGUCAAUGCAUCAAUGGAAGCUGGGGAUGAUGCUGAUAAAAUCCUGUGGCUGAUUCUAAGAUUCUUCCUGCUUACUACUGAACUAUCUCUUGUCAUUUUUGGCUUUGCCUUUGGCCAUUUAGAUAGUCGAACCAGCAUCCAAAGAGUUUUGAUGGUCACAUCUGCAAUUGCUUUGAUUUACUCAACAACACAGGGUGUUCUGGAAUUCCAUCCUCCUUCCAAUACAAUCUUCAAUAACCAUUCCAAAAGAGAUUAUGAUCUCUUUGGUCAUGGUGGCAUGGAAUUUUGGUUUACAAGUUCUAUGUUUUUUUUCUUAGUGUAUACCGUCAUCACCCUGUUACCAUAUACAAGAUUCCGCCACAGAUUGCCUUUGCCAUCCAAGCGAAGCUUUUAUUAUUAUUGCGGUCUGUUGGCAGUUCUGAAUUGUCUUCAAGCACUUGGAAGUGCACUGUUGUACUAUGAAUAUACUUCAGGACUUUGCAUUGUUGAUGUGACCACAUACCUGUAUUUCUCAUUUUUUGAUCCCCUUGUGUAUGGAACAUUCCUUGAAGAACUUUUUGUGAGUGUUAGUCCCAGUAUUCCGUUCUCCUACCGUCCACAGUUGGACGAGGCUGGAGAGGAGGACUCUGUGAAUAUCCCUUGCCAUGGGCCCCAGGUGAAAGUGUAUGCAGAUGAUGCAGGUAGCGGUACUGGCAGCUACGACAGCACUCAUUUUGACAAGCAGGUGGGGUUUAAUCCGUCCCUCAACAGUGUCCCCACCAACGUAGCCGCCACUACCGUUGGAGCAACCCCUUCCUCUCUCCCUGUGGCCAGCAGCAACAUCAAUAUUGCAUCAAUGAUGCCGCACGUAUCCAUCAACAGUGACUACUAUCAGAGCUAUUCUUGA
Messenger RNA from Acanthosepion pharaonis, 1194 nucleotides. NCBI's taxonomy places the organism in Eukaryota, Metazoa, Mollusca, Cephalopoda, Sepiida, Sepiidae. The record is from the annotation of a GenBank genome assembly.